AGUUGCACGUGAGAUACGUGGAGAAGAUGAACCUUUCGGAGGAAUUCAACUUGUGAUAUCUGGUGAUUUUGCUCAAUUGAGACCUGUUGAGGGUAAAUACGCAUUUCAAAGUAAACUUUGGGAUUUAGCUAUAGAGGAAAACAUUUUUUUAAAAAAGAUAUAUAGACAAAGUGAUGAGUAUUUUAUCAGAGAUAGAGAAGUAAAAUACGAAGAUGGAAGAGAGCCAACAAGGCUUUAUUCUACGAAUAAAGAAGUCACGAUUUGUAAUAUGAACAAGUUGAAUGAUAUACCUGGAGAAAUGUUAAAAUAUACCUCUGUUGAUUGGUCAGUUGCCAGAGAUAAUAUUGAUGACGAAAAUAAAAAAAGGAUAAAGGAUAGAGGUGGAUUAUCUCACGAGAAAUUGAUUAAUUGGUUGGAUAAAAGUACCUUAGUUGAACAAGUUUUGUAUUUAAAAAUCGGUGCAGAAGUUUUUUAUAUCUGGAAUUCUGAUAAUCGAAGAUUGGUUAAUGGAACUCAAGGUAAGGUUGUAGCGUUCAGAAAUAUAAAAAGUGAUAUGGUAUAUGAAAAAGAUCUUCCAAAAGGUAUUUCUCCGAAUGAUGUGGUACUAUUAGUCAAAUUUGAUGGGAUCGAAGAAAUUAUAGAGGUUGGAAAGGAAAGGUUUACGAAAAAAAAUAAUGAGGGUGUGUUGAUGGUGACACGUACUCAAUUACCGUUAAAAUUGAAAUAUGCAAUGUCAAUACAUAAAUCACAAGGUUUAACAAUUGAAAGGUUAUAUAUAAAUUGUGCAAAAGUUUUUCAGAGUGAACAAUUAUAUGUAGCUUUAUCAAGAGCCGUUGACAUAAAAAAUUUAUGUGUGAAAAAUUUUAGACCAGAAAAAUUAAAAGCGAAUGAGCUAGUCAUAAAAUUCAUGAGAGAUAAUUUUGGAGAUAAGAUUUUGUUAUAA
Messenger RNA from Scutellospora calospora, 943 nucleotides. Lineage: Eukaryota; Fungi; Glomeromycota; Glomeromycetes; Diversisporales; Gigasporaceae. The record is from the annotation of a GenBank genome assembly.